AUAACGGAAAUGCUUCAUAAUCUCAACAUUCUUUUCGUCAUCUUCCAAUACGUACUUUCUGACCUCAUCAAUGGAUUUUUGAUUGACAGCAGUACGACGACCAACUAUCCCAGCGUUAUAACGGACAAACAUUAUAUUGCCGUCAUCGGUUUGCUAAUGGAGGAAAGACAAUCACGUCAUAUGUUAGAGCAGGUUGUGAAUAGUUUACAACAGAAAUUACAAUCUCUUGAACAAAAGCACAUUUCAAAGCAUAUAGAAGAUAUUUCGGCUUUGCAGUUGAAAGUCAAUACUUUAAAUGCUUCAUGCAGUUUAUGUCAAAACAAUUUGGGAGAUUUGAAAAGCAAAUUCAACGAUUUAGAAAUGAAUUAUACGUUGUUGAAGGAUGAAAACCAGAAACUAUCACAAGACGUUGCAAUCUUGAGACAAACCCAAUCAGUUGGUAACAUAGGAACUUUAAAACAGCAAGUACAGGCAACAACAAACAGAGUAAAACAACUCGAAUAUAACAAUACGGUGACGCAUCAGGAUAUUAUUGCCCUGUCGAAAAGAACUAACCAAAAUGAAAUGGAUAUCACAACGUGCACAAGUGUUGGCCAAAAUCUUACUAAGCAAAUCACAUCGAUUAAACAAGAAUUCCUAAAGAAAACCCAAAAUGAUACAGCUAUUAAACGGUUAACCGAAGACCUAGAUUUGAGAAUAGCAAGUUUGGAAAUUAAUAUGACUUUUCUGAAUACUCAGCUAGCAUCAUUUACACAUAACAAUCAACCAGUUGCCUUCACUGCCUGGAAUGAAGGUGGGAACGUUACCUCUGACAAGGUGAUAAAAUUCAACAAAAUUAAGACAUCAAUUGGUGUAAGUAACCUGCCGGCCAUUCAUUCAACUGGAACUUUUACUGUAGAAAUAGAUGGUGUGUACAUUAUUGCGGUGACAGUCAACUCUGAUACGAACGAUUCAGCUUUUGAAAUUUAUAAAAACAAUACUCCUCUAUCUCGGGUUUAUAUUCAAGGAAAAGUUGGUCACAAUGACCAAAGUGGAACAAGUGUGGUUUCGAUUGAUUUACAAAAUGGAGAUACAGUCAGUGUUGGUUCACGCGAAACACUUCAUGUUGAGAUGGGUUGGUCAACAUUAUCUAUUAUUAAAAUUUAG
Messenger RNA from Mytilus trossulus (common blue mussel), 1146 nucleotides. RefSeq lists its product as uncharacterized. Bases 10 to 1146 code for a protein of 378 amino acids. The transcript has 3 exons. Gene Ontology annotation, molecular function: protein binding. The record is from RefSeq and is a predicted model, not a curated record. NCBI's taxonomy places the organism in Eukaryota, Metazoa, Mollusca, Bivalvia, Mytilida, Mytilidae.